GUUAAACAGCAGUUCAAUUUUGACAUAAACAUUAUGCUGCAAAGCAAAUUUAAUUGUAAAAUAUAAAAACAAUGGCAGGUUUUAGUGGAGCCUUAAAAUUAACUGAUUUGGAUGAUUUUAUUUCACCUUCACAGGAAUGUAUUAAACCGGUAGAAAUAAAAAAAGGAACAAAAACUGGUGCGAAAAUAAGUAUUCAUAAUGAUGGACUUGAUGAAACAGCUGUUGGCCCUCAAAAAUUACAAAAAGUUGAAAUUACAUUACAAGAUUGUUUAGCUUGCUCUGGUUGUAUUACAUCGGCCGAGUCCGUUCUAAUAACACAACAAAGCCAAGAAGAACUUUUACGAGUGCUUCGGUCUAAUCAGAAUUAUAAACUACAGGGAAACGUCGAUUUAAUUAAAACUAUUGUUUUUACUGUAUCCCAACAAUCAAUUUUAAGUUUAGCUCAAAGAUAUGAACUCACAGUUGAAAACUGCGCUCAGCAGUUAUGCUCGUACUUAAAAUCAUUAGGCGCAGAUCUAGUUUUAAACACGAAAAUUGCUGAUGAUCUGGCUUUACUAGAAUGUCGUAAUGAAUUUGUUGAAAGAUUUAGAAACCAAACAAAUGAUAAAAAGAAAAGCUUUUUCCCAAUGCUUUCAUCAUCUUGUCCGGGAUGGGUGUGCUAUGCAGAAAAAACACAUGGAAACUUUAUUUUACCUUAUAUUGCAACCACAAGAUCACCGCAACAAAUUAUGGGGGUUUUAGUUAAGCAAUACCUUGCUGAAAAAAUGAAUAUUACUGGUGACCGCAUAUAUCAUGUUACAGUAAUGCCAUGUUAUGAUAAGAAAUUAGAAGCCUCCAGAGAAGAUUUCUUUGACGAAGUAACCAAUUCUAGGGAUGUUGACUGUGUUAUAACGUCAAUUGAAAUUGAAAAAAUGUUAGAAGAUGAAUCAAAAGAAUUAAAAUCAUAUUCUUUAGUUAAAAUGGAUUGGCCUUGGAGUAGUAACGAGCCUGAAAUACAAAUUUGGGCUCAUGAAUCUUCCGGAUCUGGAGGAUAUGCUGAUCAUAUUUUCUGCUAUGCUGCAAAAGAGCUUUUCAAUAAAAACCAAAAUGAAUUGAAUUAUAAAAACUUAAGAAAUCCAGAUUUCCGGGAAAUUAUUUUAGAAAAUGAUGGUCAAGUUCUUUUACGUUUUGCAAUUGCUAACGGCUUCAGAAACAUUCAAAAUCUGGUGCAAAAAUUAAAGCGUGGAAAAAUUCAAUAUGAUUUCGUGGAAGUUAUGGCAUGUCCAUCAGGUUGUCUAAAUGGCGGUGCCCAAAUUCGACCACAAAAUGGUCUUCAAAUUAGGGAAUUGACAUCCCAGUUAGAAAAUUUAUAUAGAAGCCUACCUAAAUCUAAUCCAGAAAACGAGGAUACUAAAUUAACAUACAAUUCAUUUUUUGAAGGAUUUGAAAGUGAUAAAUCAAAAGCUUUACUUCAUACAAAAUACCAUGCUGUUGAGAAAAACACUAUAGCUUUAAACAUAAAAUGGUAGGGUAAAGUUAUAAAAAAAACUGUUGUUAAAAUAUUAAAAAAACAUGGUAAUUUUCAGAAGUAUUUAUAAUUUUUUAAAAAGUUGUUGCUUGUACUGAUAUUUUCGUUAAUAAACUAUUCAAUACAAAAUUUCUCAUA
Molecule: messenger RNA, 1645 nt
Organism: Condylostylus longicornis
Lineage: Eukaryota; Metazoa; Arthropoda; Insecta; Diptera; Dolichopodidae
Product: probable cytosolic Fe-S cluster assembly factor GI11683
Exons: 6
Coding region: 72-1508 (478 amino acids)
Biological process (GO): iron-sulfur cluster assembly
Cellular component (GO): cytosolic [4Fe-4S] assembly targeting complex
Molecular function (GO): 4 iron, 4 sulfur cluster binding
Source: RefSeq, a predicted model, not a curated record